AUGCGCGCUGGCCGAUCAGGGUGGAGUGGUUCGGACUCUUCUGUCCGAACUGGAAAAUCAUCGCACAGGGUAGUCCUCGCCGGCUAUGCAAUCAAAAUGGAUGUUCUGAUGGAUUGCGACCCCCGGCUUCGUUGUCGCUUUUCCUCGGUGCUGCAGCUUGAAGACUACAGUGCCGAAGAAUUGGCGGAAAUCUGUGAGCAUACUGCUGAAGCUCGUUUUCAAGUAUCUUUCGUCCCUGGCCUACGCGAUGCUCUGGCUGCCUAUAUCCGAAAGCAGCAUGGAAAUGAGAUGUCGCGGCGCAACGGAGGACUUGCUGUCACUCUUGCAGAAAGAGCUUUCCACCGCUUUUCCACCCGCUUGGGCGACGCAAGCUCCCUGGCCUGCCGCCAAUUGCUUCCAGAGGAUUUCGUGAUUGCGAUGGAGGAUGAGCAGAAAAGAGUCACCACUCCACGAAAAAUGGCCAGAAAUAAAAAACGGCAAACGUCGCGGAAAAUGUCGAAGCCUGGGCAGACAUCAUUGGCGCUUCUUCCAGCCCGCCUGGAUGUUCUCGCCAAGCUGCGUGUGCUGUGCCGCCUCGGCGAAUCACGACACCCUGAGGCGGCACCCAAGCUGCCGCUGUGCGACGACAAUGCAUCAGGUGCAGAGGAUUCGACGAUGGAGUGCUGUGCCGUGUGA
This is a messenger RNA of Symbiodinium sp. CCMP2592, 675 nucleotides long. Lineage: Eukaryota; Dinophyceae; Suessiales; Symbiodiniaceae. The record is from the annotation of a GenBank genome assembly.